This is a messenger RNA of Cornus florida, 1440 nucleotides long. RefSeq lists its product as uncharacterized. The record is from RefSeq and is a predicted model, not a curated record. Bases 1 to 1440 code for a protein of 479 amino acids. NCBI's taxonomy places the organism in Eukaryota, Viridiplantae, Streptophyta, Magnoliopsida, Cornales, Cornaceae. The transcript has 5 exons.
AUGUUAUUGGAAACUGGAAAGAAGUACACAAAUGACCAAUGUAGACAAAAAUUCAAUAAUAUAAGAGCAUUGUACAAAGAUUGCAAACAAAUAUUAUCUGAGACUGGUGUAGGGUACAACAGUGAAACUGGAAUGAUUGAGUUGGAAGCUGAAAGAUGGGUUCGAUUGUGGAAGGUUAUCAAGCAUGGCAAAAAAAUAAAAAAACAGGGGUGUAAGAAUUAUGAGCAGAUGGUAAGGAUUUUUGGGAAUAGACAUGCUACUGGCAAGCAUGUUCAUCCUUGUACAAAGCCACCCAGACCUCACCAAGUGCUAAUAAUGCCUCAAGUGGCAACACAUGAAGCUCAAAUUCAUAACACUGAGGGCAAUGUGGGCAUGAUUGAUGUAGAACGACCUAAUGUAGAAGGACCUAUUGACCUCAGUCCUACUCCCAAACCUGUAGCUAAGAAACAGAAGAAAGAAACUUUUUCAGAAACAAUGUCUUUAGUGAUGGAAUGUUUGACUAAUAUUAGAAACGCGAAAGCUGAUAAAAUUGCAAAAGCCAUAACAGAAUCAUCUUCUAGUUGUCAACCACCUCGAUUUACCGAAAUGCUUAAAGUGACAUCUCCCAAUAAAAAAGAAAAAGAAAUGGAUCCCCAGCUUGAAAAGUGCGUUAAGAUCGUCAACACAUUAGUGGGGAUUGAUGAUACCCAUUAUGCUAAGAUCAUAAAGAUGUUUGGUAAGGACAAGGUGUGGAGGGACAUAUUUCUUCGCAUUCCUGAUGAAAGGAAGGUUGGGAUAGUAGCUAUGGAUAUAAGGACAAUAUUAACCAUUUAUGAUGAUGAUGAUGAGGAGGAAAUUCUUGUAUUGAUCGCAGCCGUAUAUGAGUACUAUUAUAAACAUUUUGAUAAGCAACGUUGUAGGGAUUCCAUGUUACAAGGGGAAGAUUACAUAUUCGAGGAAUAUCGUAGACAUACUAGAGGACCACGUGGAGAAGAGGUAUACAAUUUUAGGCACUCGUCAUUGAGGAAUAUCAUAGAGCAAUGUUUUGGGUUGGUAAAGAUAAGAUUCGCUAUAUUGAAGCAAAUGACCCCUUAUCACUUUGACACUCAAGUUCUUAUUGUCAUUGCCUGUUGUACAUUGCAUAAUUUCAUAAGAUCCCAAGGUGAAUCUGAUGAAAUUUUUUAUUCUGAAACCCCUCAAUCUUCACAAAAUGAACCUGAUGUGGAUGACGAUGUUCAGGUGUCACAUAUUAAUGCAUUUAUGUGGGUGGAUGAGUUGCACCAAGGUGCAAAAGUUAAAGAACAGGUUCAAUCUGACUUGGACAGAGUCAUUGCAAUGAUUCAAAAUGAACAAUGUAGACAGAAGUACAUGCUCUUCCUAGGUUGUGGAUGUCUUGCUAUCACAAUCAUGUUUAUUGUUAUUGUCCUCUUGUUGCUCAUUAUCGUUGUUAUUGAAAGAUGA